Hemibagrus wyckioides is the source of this 2695-nucleotide messenger RNA. RefSeq names its product linkage group 24 C6orf62 homolog (gene lg24h6orf62). The transcript has 5 exons. The coding region runs from base 1424 to 2116 and encodes 230 amino acids. The record is from RefSeq and is a predicted model, not a curated record. NCBI's taxonomy places the organism in Eukaryota, Metazoa, Chordata, Actinopteri, Siluriformes, Bagridae.
GUCAGCCAUUUUGAGUUGUUUGUUCAGUGUUUGGGGCGACGGGUUGUUGUUCUUCAGACAAAUAGGGAUCAAGGCCGAGGUCUCGAAGAACCGCUCGAAAGACAUUUUACACAACUAUUUUGUAAUUAUGGGUCCACCGCGAAGCAAAUCUAGUCGUCUAUUAUCCGAAAGAAGGGUGAAUCUGAAUUGGUUUGUCAGUUUAUCUUGACAUGGCACGGGAGGUUUGGUCGGUUGGUUUUGACGACUGAGGAAAAAAGCUUGAAAACAACGCAGCGGGGAGAAAACGAAGCUCGGCAACAACUAAGCUUUUGCACACGAGGGUUUAUUUUAAAGUCUGUCAUUUGAUAGCAGAGUACAAGGUUGUGGUUUCAAAUUUCAGUAGUUUCACACAAUGAAACUUGUGUUACGAUAGUUAGCCAUUAGAGAAGUGAGCUAACUGAGGUAGCCACGCCACGCACUUCCCAUCUCUGCUAGCAUAACCGGCUAGUACAGAAGAAACCAGGUAGAAAAUGUAACAGUCGGACCGUCAACACGCGUUAGCUAGCGAGCUAUCCUAGAGGAAUUAUCAUUACUCUUGACAUGUAGCUGACGGAUAAGUGAACUCUGCUCUGUAGUUGGCGCAAAGCUUUGCUGGUUAGGUUUCAGGAAAGCCCGAGGAUGGUGAACUACAACAGCGGGGCCACAACAACAAUCCUUGGGUCAGAUAUAUGGCCAUAAAGCCCAACAUGGCGAGCAGUCUGUUCCUUGUUCUUGCACCUGGUGCCAACUCCUCCAGGCAUCUCCGUUUCUCUGCCAUGGUCGGCUUUCUCCCCUGUCAUUCAGCUGUGCGUUACUGAGAGUUUAAUGCAUCAAUAUCAAUAUGAAUACGAAUCACAUGUGUCGUGGAAGAGACUCCAAAAUCAACAGUAGUCAGGACUAGAAAGAUUUUCUUUAAAAAAAAAACAAACAAACUAGAAUAAGGUUGUGCAACUUUAGGGUGUAAAAGCCAAGGCUAUACUUCUCCAUUUGCAAAACUAUACAAAAAAAGAGAGAUAUUGGCAUGGAUUUCAGUUGUUUUAUCAGCUCUAAAAUGCUGGUUUGAUAUUUGGUGAGCACAGAAAUAACGUAGCUUUUUCUAUUUAUGAAAAUUUGACUCUUUUUUUUUUUUUUUUUUCCUUCUUGAAAAACAUGGUGUGAUAUCCAGACACAAAUUGUUAAGACCCAGGUGCACUAUCUAAUCUUAAUCUAAAAAUGACUUGAUUUCAAUUUGGAAGAUUUUUUUCUCUCUCUUAAUUAGGUUUAGCGAAUAUUACAGUUUGUGCCGGUUGUUUUUCUUUCUUUAACUGUUGAAACACAUUCAUUUGAAUAGCAUAGCCUGUUUCGCUGACAGCCUUUAAAGCAGAAAAAGGUGAUAAAAAAGGAAAUAAGUCUUUACUAGAAAAUCAUGGGAGACCCAAACUCUCGACGAAAUCAAACCCGAAACCGACUCCGUGCCCAGCUACGGAAGAAACGAGAAUCCUUGGCUGACCAGUUUGACUUCAAAAUCUACAUUGCCUUCGUGUUUAAGGAAAAGAAAAAGAAGUCUGCACUUUUUGAGGUAGCUGAAGUGGUGCCUGUCAUGACCAACAACUAUGAAGAAAAUAUCCUCAAAGGAGUGAAGGAUUCAAGCUACUCCUUAGAAAGUUCUUUGGAGCUUCUUCACAAAGAUGUUGUGCAGUUGCAUGCCCCUCGCUACCAAUCUAUGCGCAGGGAUGUAAUCGGUUGCACACAAGAGAUGGACUUCAUUCUUUGGCCCCGCAAUGAUAUUGAGAAGAUAGUGUGUCUGCUGUUCUCCAGAUGGAAGGGAGCAGACCAUGAACCCUUCAGGCCUGUUCAGGCCAAGUUUGAAUUUCACCAUGGGGACUAUGAGAAGCAGUUUUUGCAUGCUCUUGGCCGUAAGGACAAGGCUGGGAUGGUGAUGAACAACCCAAAUCAGUCUGUGUUUCUUUUCUUGGACAGACAGCACUUGCAGACUCCAAAAACCAAGGCCACAGUUUUCAAGUUGUGCAGCCUCUGCCUCUACCUGCCGCAGGAUCAGCUGACCUGUUGGGGGGUCGGAGACAUCGAAGACCACCUCCGCCCAUACAUGCCAGAUUAGCAGAGACAGAAGAUUCCUGCCCCAAGGCCACUGAAGCAAGUUGUCCUCAUACCCAUCUCAGUUGAAUAGAAUUGAACUUGUGCGUGGAACUCUCCUUUUUGUUAACCACUCAUUUUCAUUCUGAAGUUCAUUUUAGUUCAUUUUUAUAUCUCACCUACCAGACAGUUUUGGUUCGGUUCACCCAUUUAUCCUACCCUUAACCUGUCUGCCUUUAUUUGAACUUUCACGAACAUUGUUUUGAGUGGUUGUUCUCUUGGAGCAGCACUGUCAACACCACCAAUCACAGACGGAACUCUUUAGUGGGGGAUAUAGGAAAAGCAAACCAAUGUCAGGGGUGCCUUAAACACGGGCCUCUUGUGUUGGACUGGUUCUGAUAUCAGUUUCAUGAGUGGAUAGUUGACGUCUUUAUUUUUGGGGGGAAAGUUUUAAGGUUAAUGACAAUCAGUUACAGGAUUACACAGCCUUCAUAGUCAUAGUGGAAAGGCUAAUUUUAGUAGGUGAACAAUACAUGGCUAAAAUUGAUUUGGGGUAGACAUUGCUUCUCAUUCUUUUCAACUGCCUGAGUUUUGCUGGACAUUU